Momordica charantia (bitter melon) is the source of this 508-nucleotide messenger RNA. NCBI's taxonomy places the organism in Eukaryota, Viridiplantae, Streptophyta, Magnoliopsida, Cucurbitales, Cucurbitaceae. The record is from RefSeq and is a predicted model, not a curated record.
AACCCUAGCUCAUGUAAAAAGCCAUUUGCAGAUGUAUAGAACGGUGAAAAGCACUGACAAAUCUACUGACUUUGCCUUGAAGAAGCAGAGGCAAGAUCAGGUUGAUGCUGUUGGUGUUUCAGAUUGUGAGAUUUCUAACCCAACUCUUACAAUGUGGAAAAGCCCUGAUCAAAUGGACAUGUUCUCUUCAUCAAUGGAGACAAAUCAUGAGAUGACGACCAGAAGGAGUCAACAUUACAACAAUGGUAGCACUGGAAACAACAACCAGGAGCAGGAGGAGGACCGACACAAGGCAAGCAUCAAAAUCUCGAGUGGCGUGAAGAAGCAGAAAUUGGAGGGUAGCUGCUUGUCGUUGAGUGACCAUGGCCAUGUGUAUACUCAUAAUAAUAAUACUCUUAACUUAGAAUUCACUCUCGGAUAUGCCCAAAUUCUCUAACACUGAAUUCUAAUUCUCACUCUUUUUCAUCAUAAUUAUUAACCUAAUUAUAUGUAUGUUAAGUUUUCUGUU